Molecule: messenger RNA, 6699 nt
Organism: Scatophagus argus
Lineage: Eukaryota; Metazoa; Chordata; Actinopteri; Scatophagidae
Gene: cntn2
Product: contactin 2
Exons: 23
Coding region: 452-3577 (1041 amino acids)
Biological process (GO): brain development; cell-cell adhesion
Molecular function (GO): cell-cell adhesion mediator activity
Source: RefSeq, a predicted model, not a curated record
ACUGGUGAAAGGAGACCAGAAGGUAAUCGAAAGAAAGCAGGAUGCGGAGGAGAGGAAGGAAUUAGAGAGACAGAGAGGGAGUGAGAGAGGGAGAGAAAAUAGCUGGCCCAUCUUUGAAUGCGGCUUGCCUAAAAUUAGCGUAGAGCAGGGGAAGAGCGGACAGGCCAUCCAGAGAGGGAAGACAGAGAGGGAGCAGAGCAGAAUAACUACGCUAUGUGAAACGAGCCUGGGUCGCCUCUGUCAUCCGAAACACGGUGACUGUUUCACCGACGUAGCGAGCAGCAUCAUAUCGCCGCCUGCGCAUCAUCCGCCACUCCGCAUCGCUGCUGCCCGGGGAGAAGACCAUCUGCAUUUCAGCAAGGCACAGCUGCCUGUGGGAUACGGUGAACAGGUUUUCAUCCGAUCUGUCCCUGAUCUGUUUGUGAUCCUGUUGGGAUCCAACUGGAUCUAGAUGAUGGAGCGCUUGCUUUGUCUGCUGCUGCUCAGCUCAAUGGCCCUGAAGGAAGCUGUCGGUGGAGACGUUUGUGUAUCGGGCCAUGACAGCGGGCCAGUGUUUGAAGAACAGCCAAGCAGUAUAAUUUACCCAGAGGGUCUGAGUGAAGGCAAGGUGACCCUCAGUUGUCAGGCCAGAGCCAGUCCAGCUGCUUCUUAUAGGUGGCUUGUGAAUGGCACAGAUGUCCCGCUGGGUUUGGAUGUGCGCUACACGUUGGUAGCUGGGAACCUGGUGAUCAGCAGCCCUGAGUCUAUUCGAGACACAGGCUCCUAUCAGUGUUUGGCCAUUAACCGCUGUGGCACCGUCAUCAGCCGAGCAGCUAACCUCAAAUUUGGCUACCUCAAUGACUUCCCUCCAGACAACAGGAGUCCUCAGACUGCAUAUGAAGGCAAAGGAACUUUCUUGGCCUGCCAGCCCCCUCCACAUUACCCAGCUCUUUCCUACCGUUGGUUUAUUAAUGAAUUUCCCAACUUCAUCAAGAAGCACGAUGGACGCUGGUUUGUGUCGCAAGUGACAGGGAAUUUGUACGUGGCUAAAGUAGAGCCAAACGACACCGGGAACUACUUCUGCUUCACCACCAUCAACAUGGACAUCAGCACCAAGAGCACCUUCAGCAAGGCCAACCAGCUCACUGUACUGCCUGAUGUCAAUCUCAGGAAGUCAGCUCCAAACAUCAAAGUGCGCUUCCCAGCAGAGACCUACGCCCUCGCAGGACAGACUGCUCAGUUAGAGUGCUUCGCCUAUGGAAAUCCAGUCCCAAAAGUGCGAUGGAGGAAGGUGGAUGGUUUGAUGCCUUCAAAGGCAGGCUCCAGUGCUGCAGGUCCCACCCUCAUCCUUCCAGAGCUUUCCUUCGAUGAUGAGGGCGUUUACGAGUGUGAAGCCUACAACUCACAGGGAAGCGACAAGCACCAGGGACGCAUCAAUGUGCAAGCUCAGCCAGACUGGUUGCAGGUGAUGAGCGACUCAGAGGUGGAGAUCAGCUCAGAGCUGCACUGGAGUUGUGUGGCUGCUGGUAAACCUCGACCAUCUAUACGCUGGCUACGCAAUGGACAGUCACUGAGCACACAGGAUCGGGUAGAAGUGAAUGGGGCUCGUCUCAAGAUCAGUAACCUGGCCCUGGAGGAUUCUGGGAUGUACCAGUGUGUGGCUGAGAACAAACAUGGCACUAUCUACUCCAGCGCUGAGCUCAGAGUCCAAGUUCAGGCUCCAGACUUCAGGUUGAAUCCAGUUAGGAAACUGAUCCCAGCAGCCAGAGGAGGGCAGGUCAUGAUUGAGUGUCGCCCUCGAGCUGCCCCGAAGCCCAGCCUGUUCUGGAGCCGUGGGACAGAGCUGCUCACCAACAGCAGCAGAGUGACAGUAACUCCAGAUGGAAUCUUGUGGAUCCACAAUAUCAGCAGGGCAGACGAAGGAAAAUAUACCUGCUUUGCUGAGAACUAUCUGGGCAAAGCCAACAGCACUGGACACCUGUCUGUUAGAGAUGCCACUAAGAUCACACUGGCUCCAUCCAACGCUGACAUCAAUCAAGGGGAGAAUGUGACACUCCAGUGUCAUGCCUCCCACGACCCCACCAUGGACCUGACCUUCACAUGGGCCCUUAACGGGGUCCUGCUGGACCUGGAGGAUUCUGCUGGGCCGUACCACCGGGUGGAGGGGAAAGAAAACAUUGGUGACCUGUUGAUUGUGAAUGCUCAGCUCAGUCAAGCAGGGAUGUACACCUGCACAGCUCAGACUGUGGUGGACAGUGCCUCAGCAGCAGCUAAACUAGUGGUUCGAGGUCCCCCAGGACCUCCUGGUGGUUUACUGGUGAAGAAUGUUGCUGAGACGUCAGUGGAGCUCAGGUGGAGUCGUGGCUACGAUAACCACAGUCCCAUUGGCAAAUAUGUCAUCAUGGGCCGAUCACCGCUUUCCUCAGAGUGGAAGAAGAUGAGGACAGACCCGGUUAACAUUGAGGGGAAUGCGGAGUCGGCCCGUGUGAUUGGUCUCACGCCCUGGAUGGAUUAUGAAUUCCAGGUCAUCGCCAGCAACAUACUAGGCAGUGGGGAACCAAGCAUGCCGUCACACACAGUCCGCACACAGCAAGCAGCUCCCACAGUGGCCCCCAGUGGACUUGGAGGGGGAGGAGGAGACCGCAGUGAACUCAUUGUUACCUGGACGCCCAUGGCCAGAGAAUACCAGAAUGGUGAUGGAUUUGGCUACAUCCUGGCAUUCAGGAAGAAAGACACAUCAUCGUGGACAAUAGUGCGUAUUCCUCAUGUGGAGUCAUCCCGAUAUGUUUACUACAAUGAUAGCCUGAUGCCGUACACUCCCUUUGAGGUGAAGAUUAAAGCUUAUAACCGCAAAGGAGAAGGUCCUUUCAGCCAGAUAGCUGUGGUCCACUCUGCAGAGGAAGAGCCCACAGUUGGACCAUCGAGCAUUAAUGCCACAGCACUGACCGCCUUUGAGAUCCAGGUUUCAUGGGAGCCCGUCCAGCAGCUCAGCGCCAAUGGCGUCCUUAGAGGAUAUGAGAUCCGCUACUGGCGGCAGCAUGAAAGGGAAGCAGCAGCAGACAGAGUGCGGACGGCAGGACUGGAAACAACAGCCAGAGUGUCUGGACUUCGACCCAGCACUCGAUACAAUGUUGCUGUUCUGGCGUACAACAGUGCUGGCACUGGGCCACCCUCGCCACGCGCCACCGUCACCACCAGGAAACCACCUCCUAAUCGUCGUCCGGGAAACGUAUCAUGGAAGACUGAUGGCUCAUGGGUAAUGGUGAGAUGGGACCAUGUGAAGGCCAUGCACAAUGAGUCAACUGUUCUGGGCUACAAAGUUCUGUACAAACAUGAGGGCCAGACAGCACUGAAGGUUCUGGACAAGACAAAGACGUCAGUGAGUCUGCCAUUGCCAAAAGACAAUGGUUACGUUGUAUUGGAGAUUCGGUCCUGGGGAGAGGGCGGGGACGGGCCAGCACACGAGAUUAUAGUGUCCCGGGACACAGGGACUGGUAUGAUGGUGCAGAACGAUUCCUCCUCUACACUGAGCAGUCACCCUCUUCACUUCCUCCCUGUCUCGCUUCUGUUCGCUCUUGUGUCGUUUCCAGGCCUGUGAUCUCAGCCAGUCCGUGGACUUUUUACUUUAAACGGCUUGAAACUAAAGCUCUGCUGUGUCUCAGCCUUUGUUUUGGGUUAGGGUGGGAAUGUUGUAGCACUGCAGGGAUUGGAAGUUUGGGGGAAGAGGAAGGGGUUUCAGUUUUCUUUGUUUCUUUUCUUUUUUUUAUAAAUAACCCCAAGGUGCUGGUGAGGAGGGCAGCCCUGUCCGGUUGUGUAUUCGUGUACUGGUGUAAGUAAAACCAUGCCUUAUGGGGACUAUCACAUCUGUGGCUGACGCGUUGCAUACUUGCGUCUUUCAAACUGUAGCUGGUGAGACCUGCAGACUUCAGGUGUAAAUUACUCAUAGGAUCAGCAGUGUGUACAUACGUGUGGUGAAUGUCUGCCUGUUCACACUGAGAGCAACAUGACUGAUAAAUCCCUGUACUUUGACUAGUUGUGAGUGGUGUGAGAGUAAUAAAGAUCAGAUCUAGAAGAUUAAGAACAGCUCCGUAUGUAUUGUUCAUUGUUCAUUUGUUUGCUCUCAUAAUUGUGUGGUCAGUGGUCCCAAACAUCCUGAGAAGUUUGUAAUUUUAUAGCAAAGCCCUUUGAAAUGACAAAAAUGAUCACAUUAUCCUGGAGAAAAAUUACUUGUCUCGGAAGAUUAAGAUUAAGCAUUAAAAUUAAGAAUAAGCUAUUCACUUAAUUGAUUUCUGUACUUGUAUUCUGAGACUACAUUGCAUAGUUUCAAACCCAAAACAAGUGCAAAGUUUGAUCUCCAACUUCUCUUUUACGUUAAGCAGCUGGGAAUAGAACACAGCAUUCAUGUUUCUUUUGUCUGCAAACACAUUUUGAACAUCUACCCGACUGAAUGUGUUAUGACAUGUUGCUAACAGUGUGAACACACACUAAGAGUCACUCAAUGAGGCGCCGAAGAACUUUUUAGUGUUCGAUUUUAGCUCCUGCUGAUGUUUGUAUGCUUGUUUGUGUUUUUUGUCUCUGCUGUAAUUAUAGCAAACUACAGAAAUAUGUCACUGGUCCAAUUGAAUGUUUACAUUUUUUACAAGUAAAAUUGUUUUUAUAUAUUGGUUGUGCCUGCAUUGUCUGAGUAGUUCUUGCAACAAUGUAAAAAAACAACUUGCGUUUAUGUGUCUGUUGGGUUUAUUGCAGGUGCUUUAUGCUAGGUUGAUAUGAAAGUCCUGUGGCAGCACAGAUGAAUCACUGCUAGAGAUGAAAGAGCUGAACUCCAAAGUUAUCAGAGUACAGUGAACUGUGUCAUAUAUCGUCCUCAUUGUAAUCCUGUCAGCACCUAUCAGCUCUUACCUAACAUGUCUGGCUUGUUCCAUUAGCUGGAAGGAACUGCCUUCAUUACGCCAGAGCUACUCUGUCAAGGUCAGGUCCUGUCAUAAACAGACAUGAGUUUGUGUCUUUUGUUGCCUUAAUCUUUUGGUUGAUUUGCUUAGAACUAUUUGCUCUUUCAUACUCAAAAGGCUAAGGCGUAACUGAUGCUUUGGUAUAGACUGUGAUCCCAGAGUCAGAAAAAGUCUACUUUAAAUUCAGUAUCCCGGGCUGUCAUGUUUAGUUGCGAUUACCUCAGUCUAUCUCAAAUCAUGACAGAGUACAGUGUGAAAGUUUAUUCUUGAUCCUGGAAACAGUUGUUUUAAAUUUAAUGGAGUUGUAGUGAAGAUUAGAGUUUGACUGAUAUGUUUUUUUCUUGGGCAAUACUGAUUCUAAUAAAAAAUCUUAGAAUAACCACUGAUGGAAUGUAACUUAGUACAUUUAUUUGAAGCCCAAUAAUUAAUUGGCAAUCAGAGAGAAAAAAAAACAACACUGUAUCUGUUUGUAUCUAAUACUGCUAGAUCGGUUGUCAUCAUGUGACCUCGAAAUGUGUUACAUGACAACUGAGCAAACGUGCACUGAGGAAAACUGAGGCAUGUGGGUGAAAGCUCUGGAAAAAGCUGGUGGGUUGAGCUUAAGUAAUGUUUUUUGUCAGUUUUCUUUUAGUUGUUUUAUGUGGCUGUUGUGGAAAUAGAAAAAGUUGACAUCAGCGCUCUGCUUGUGAAGUGGCAGGAGUAAAACACAGCCUUCAGUGGGGUUAAUAAAUGUAAAACAGGGGGGCAAAUAUUAUCAAAUCAUCCUCAAUUGAAGUUACAAUCGACAGUUAGAGCUAGACGGUAAAUUGACUCGGCCAGUGUAUCAGGUGAUGCCAGCUUAUAGCUGAUACAGCGUUAAUUGGCAGAUUGGCACAGUUCUUUUGCAAUUCACAAUUCUUUAACUCUUUGUUUUGGGUUUAAUCAACACUAUCACCAGAAUAAAUGUUGGCAUUGUACCUUUCUGCAAACCAUGGAUAUAUUAAGCUUGUACUUUUCACACUACACUUGUUGUAUACCUUCCAUAUCAUCAUUUCUACAGUAUGUAUCGCAUGGAAUAUGAUGAAACAUUAUGUGUCUUUCAGUUUUUGUUGUGACAAUGCUGUGUUAUGGUUGGCUUUGGUUUAUUCAUGAAAACCACUUUGUCAGAGUUCAGAAAAGAUUUGUUUUGUCUUAAGAAACCUGGUUUUAUUGACAUAAAGAUGGCUGCCAAAAUGUCUGUCUGGCCUAGAUAUCACGCCACCCCAUCCCUUCCUCUUCCUGUCAUAUGACACAUAUUGUAGAAAUGGUGAUAUGAUGAAGCGUAUAAAUUUGACAUAUUCCUCUUUUACAGAAAUGUAUAAGGCAAGAUUUCAUUCUGGUCACAGGAGUGAGUUUAAAACUCUCUUGUCAAAAUUAUUUAUUUAAACUAUUAAAUACCAGUAGUGGCCUCACACAUUCUGUAUAAGUUGGGCAGUAAUUUGUAUUGUUUGUCCCACACCGUGCCUCUAUUGGUCUCUGGGCUAACACCUGUCACUUGUCUGAUGCUGCAACCUGCACUGCAUAUUCUCUAUGGGCCUUUUUCAAAUGCUGUCAGUGUGACUUCCUGCUCUGUGGCCAUUAGCCUCAUUAAACCAGUAUCGGCUUACUGCUCACCCAUGCACAGUACCGACAGGUGGCCAGGUGGCAGCCAUGUUUUUCAGUUCACCUGCUUCCUAGAUUAGUCCAAAGCCAAAGCAGGUUUGAUCCUUUAGAUAGAGGUUUGAAUUCUGCUUUGCUGGGAAGUGUUUUUUUU